AUGGCGGCAACGACGCUAACACUAUCCUCCUCAUCCUCCUCUAUCUCACUCCACAAUCCAACUCCCCGUUUCUUCCUCCUAAACAAGCCCGCCAGCAGUAAGCUCUUCCUCUCUUCCUUAUCCCGCCUCUCCCUCUCCUCCACCGCCACAGCGACGAUUACCGUUCCCCGGUCCAAUCCCGGCGAAAUCGACACUUCCUUCUUCGACGACGAAUUCGAAUCCGAGGAGGAAAUCGUGUUCGACCCGCCAACCCCGCCGGAAGGGUUCAUCGCGCCGCCGUACUUUGACGAGGGCCCGCCGGAGACCGAGGAUGAAAUCGCCGCCGCGUACGAGGAGCUCUACGGGCCUGCGUACAGCGGGGAGAGCUAUCUGGGAAAGGACAUUUACGUGAUGGAUUCGAAGGCGAAGAAGAUGACGGCGUUUGGGAAGGUGAAGAAGGAUAAGAUUAGAGACGGGUUUGAGGAGAGAGUGAUUCAGGUGAGGAGAGUGACAAAAGUGGUGAAGGGAGGGAAGCAAUUGCACUUCAGGGCCAUUGUGGUGGUUGGGGAUAAGCAAGGGCAAGUUGGGGUUGGCGUUGGGAAGGCUAAGGAAGUGAUUGGCGCUGUGCAGAAAUCCGCCAUUAACGCCAGGAGGAACAUCAUCACUGUGCCUUUGACCAAAUACUCCACUUUCCCUCACAGAUCCGAUGGGAAGUACGGAGCAGCAAAUGUGAUGCUAAGGCCGGCCUCUCCCGGUACUGGAGUCAUCGCAGGAGGUGCUGUCAGAAUCGUGCUCGAAAUGGCUGGUGUGGAGAAUGCAUUGGGAAAGCAGCUUGGAAGUAACAAUGCCCUCAACAACGCUAGAGCCACUGUCGUUGCAGUGCAGAAAAUGAGACAGUUCAGGGACGUUGCUCGUGAGCGUGGUAUUCCAAUGGAGGAGCUGUGGAAAUGA
This is a messenger RNA of Linum trigynum, 930 nucleotides long. The record is from the annotation of a GenBank genome assembly. NCBI's taxonomy places the organism in Eukaryota, Viridiplantae, Streptophyta, Magnoliopsida, Malpighiales, Linaceae.